AUGUCCACAAGGAGGUUCAUACGAAAAAUUUUCUACUAAGGUAACUUAUGCCCAAAGUUUUGAAGUUUGAGAGAAAAAAAAAAACUUUUUUUUACCCAUUUCAUUUCAAAGUUAUAUUUUCAAGGAGCAUAAUUUCAUAAGGAGAUCCAUAUUAUCUUUACAAUGCUAUUUUUGACGCCGCCGAACUACUGAGUCUUUGAAAUUAUCGCAAAGGACUUCUGAGCAAGAUGUACCAGCGUCAAGAAAAAAUCAGAACUUAUAAAGUUGGACUUAAAGGUUGGAAACUCACCAAAAACUGCCUUCAAGGCGAGAAAACUGAAAUUUUCAGGCAACUCAACUGGAGAAGAGCCCGGAAAAGGCUUAUAAGCAUGUUGGCGGGAAGGCUUAUGCGUGAUUCAGGCGCCGUAUUCAGCAACACCGACGAGCACGAAUUUUGACACAUUCAUGAAGGUCGCAAAUAUUUCCGGAGUAUUUUAUUGGACGGGGAAGUAAAUCAAGCCUUUCUCGGUGACGUCAGAAACUAGAACCCCGUUUGGGGGCACAAUGAAACAAAAAUUAAUUCUUUAGUUUUUUUUUUCUUUUUCGUUACUUGAUGAAAUCUUUUAAAAAAGAUAACAUUUUUCGAGAAAGAUUGGUAAAGUCUCAACUUCUACGAAAUCAGCAGCCUUACUGGUUUUUUUUGUUCUGAAUUUUCUUCUGAGGAGUGAAUAACCUCUUAAUUAUUUCUCAUCGAAGACUAAAACCGAUCUGGUUCUUGUUCAGGCUUCCAUCUGGGCCAAUCGGAUCUUUUUUUACUGCCAUUGAUUUGAGGUUUUUGCUUUGCUCACGGCAGCUUGCUACUGACCGAAAAAGAGGCUUGGAAGUGUCAAAAGGACCAGUGUCCGUGGCCGAGGCGGCGCCGCCUGUCAACAUCCGCGGAUUUGGCGACUUCCUGGCGCAGUCGCCGUUUUCCGGCAUGGACAAGGGCCACAGGUUCGCCAUCGUCGCCUCGCUCGUCGCUUUCUGUUGCAGGUUUCUGCCAGUUACGAAACGUUUUUGAUCGAAUUUCUUCUUUCCGUAGUCAUCGUAUAAUUCCUCGAAACUCAGCGUGUGCUUCACUUUGAUUUCGUUGGCGUCCAACUACUGGGCAGAAGCUGACGUUAUCGACAGCAGGAAGUACAGAAUGUCAGGUUACCUCCACACUGGCAUCUUUUUUGGUAUUGAACUUCUGCUAACGGAAAUCUUACUAUUUUCUUUCCUCUAGGCGAACGCGACAUCGACUGGGGCCACGGAGCAAUAAGCACCGAGUUUUCCGGUUUGAGUUUCUUUUUUGCCAAGUCUGAGAUUGCUCUUUUAUUUCAAAAAGUUUAAAAGAAGAUACUUUUCUUGCUCUUUUUUGUUGCUUUUAACCGCUUUUCGAUAUUCGCUAGUGAUGUAAGAUAAUCGAUAUGAAAAAUUGAGACGAGCACUGUGAACUUACUUAGUUAUAAAUUUUAUUCUUAUAAAUUUUGAAUCAAACUUCCAGCUGACAAACCGAGUUUCUUGAUUUCAAAGCUUACAGUGUUUUCUGAGCUGCAAGAUGGGACUUCGUUUUUCUCGCGGACAAUGUGGAUUUUUGCUCUUUUCUUUGUCACUUUGUCCUUCAUCUGGUCGGUUGUCGGCAUCAUCACUUGCAUUUUGUCGCUGACCGCUCUUCGAGAAGAAACUUCCAUUGCCGGACCCAAUGGAAUCUACCUCUGGAGCCUUCUUUCAUGUUCGUUGAAUAAAUUAUAGAAAAAUGAAUGAGAAUUCAGCGAUUUCUUUGGGAGCAUUUCUGGCUUUGUUCUACUCACAGUACCACACUUCUUUGAAAAAUGGGAUGCUCCUCUCUGAGCACAUUGCCGCUGGUUUCACAACCCUAGGACAGUGCAGGUCGUUUCUCUCAUUUUUUUUUCAUUUCUGAAAUUCGAGUUUUCAGCCUUGGCUACGCUUUCUACCUGAUGUUGUGCUCGUUGUGUUGCUUGUACCUGCCACCGCUUGUGAUGGUUCUUUUCACAGAAAAAAUUGGCUCCCGUCGAAAGAACCUCACAAAUUUUGAUCCCACGCUCAUGCUCUACUGA
Molecule: messenger RNA, 2078 nt
Organism: Caenorhabditis auriculariae
Lineage: Eukaryota; Metazoa; Nematoda; Chromadorea; Rhabditida; Rhabditidae
Source: the annotation of a GenBank genome assembly